GUGAAUGCCAGGAGGGUGCCCGGCGCGCGCAACCAGCUCCUAAGCAAGCAAACAGCGGAGAGAAAUGGGCUAUCUCCAGUCUGCUCCCAGGACAGCGGCAUGGGUGCUGGUGCUUUGGCUUGGAGUGGAAGAAGGAUUCCUUUACUGACAGAGAAAGAGCAGAAGGGACUGGCAGCCUCUGAGCACACACCAAACUGUUCUAGAUGUGAAUCAAUCCCAUGAUGCAACAUGUCUCCCCAGCACCAGCUCUGACAAUGAUGGCCACACAGAGUGUGCCCCCUCCCCCUUACCAAGACAGCCAGCAGAUGACUGCUACAGCACAACAGCCGGCGAAGGCACAGCCAGUGCACAUCACAACACCCUCGGCAGCGGCCAACACCCCCGUCCCCAGCACUCCUAUUGACCCUCAGGCACAGCUGGAGGCUGACAAGCGAGCUGUCUACAGGCAUCCUCUGUUCCCGCUCCUGACGCUGCUCUUCGAGAAGUGUGAGCAGGCGACACAGGGCUCCGAGUGCAUCACCUCUGCCAGCUUUGACGUGGACAUUGAGAACUUUGUACACCAGCAGGAGCAGGAGCACAAACCAUUCUUCAGUGAUGACCCUGAACUGGACAACCUGAUGGUGAAAGCAAUUCAGGUCCUGAGAAUUCAUCUGCUGGAGCUGGAGAAGGUGAAUGAAUUGUGCAAGGACUUUUGUAACCGUUAUAUCACCUGCCUCAAAACAAAGAUGCACAGCGAUAACCUACUCAGGAAUGAUCUUGGGGGGCCCUACUCCCCAAACCAGCCCUCCAUAAACCUACACCCACAGGAUUUGCUGCAGAAUUCUCCAAACUCAAUGACUGCAGUGGCCAACAACCCCCAGGGAAUUGUGGUACCGGCAUCAGCGCUGCAGCAGGGGAACAUCUCCAUGACAACCGUCAAUUCACAAGUUGUGUCAGGCGGAGCCCUCUACCAGCCGGUAACGAUGGUAACGUCUCAGGGCCAGAUGGUAACCCAAGCAAUCCCGCAAGGAGCCAUACAGAUCCAAAACACACAGGUUAACCUGGAUCUCACCUCCCUCCUAGACAGUGAAGAUAAAAAGUCAAAGAACAAACGGGGAGUCCUACCAAAGCACGCUACCAAUAUAAUGCGUUCCUGGCUCUUCCAGCAUCUCAUGCACCCCUACCCUACAGAGGAUGAGAAAAGGCAGAUAGCAGCACAGACAAACCUGACACUUUUGCAAGUGAAUAACUGGUUUAUCAAUGCCCGACGGCGCAUUCUUCAGCCCAUGCUAGAUGCAAGCAAUCCUGAUCCAGCCCCCAAAGCCAAGAAGAUCAAAUCCCAGCACCGUCCUACUCAACGAUUCUGGCCCAACUCGAUUGCAGCCGGAGUGCUACAGCAACAAGGAGGCAAUCCCGGUACCAAUCCUGACGGCUCCAUAAUCAUGGACAACCUGCAGUCCCUGUCUUCCGACACUGCUACCAUUGCUAUGCAGCAAGCCAUGAUGGCAGCUCACGACGACUCACUCGAUGGAACAGAAGAUGAGGAGGAGGAUGAUAUGGAGGAGGAGGAGGAGGAAGAAGAAGAACUGGAGGAGGAUAAUGAGGAACUCCAGACAACGAACGUCAGUGACCUUGGGUUGGAGCACAGUGACUCCCUGGAGUAGCACAGAAUUGAAGGGUCCCUGAUUUAGGGUAGAGUAGAUGUCUCCGGGAAAGAUGUGUGCCUACCUAAAUCAGCAGCCUCAGGCAUUUUAGAGGAAUUUGACAUACAAGCCCCUCACAUCGCUUUAAAAAUUAUGUCUGACAAAACCAAGUAAUGAUACCCUUGCAAAGAGUCCUGCUUGCCUGCAAUACAUGCAGGUGUGGACAGGUGCGAGUGCACAUUAAGAGACCAGGAGAAUGUGCAGGGUUAUUAUUUAAAUGAAGGACACAUGUUUACAAGGCACAUAUUGUGGCCAGUUUUUUCUUUUGUUGUUGUUGUUGUUUUUGAUAAGAACAAAAAGUGUUUUUAGGGUAAGCUGUUUUCUGUAUGACUGAGUUGUUGAUGGAUGUUAUCAUGCAAUGCCUUUUUUGACAUGCAGGUGAGAGGCAGGUCUGUUUUCAUUUUCACUGCUUUUAUGAAAGAUUUAUAAAUGCAAAAGGAUUGAUGCUUUUUUAA
This is a messenger RNA of Pelodiscus sinensis (Chinese soft-shelled turtle), 2137 nucleotides long. Lineage: Eukaryota; Metazoa; Chordata; Testudines; Trionychidae. The record is from RefSeq and is a predicted model, not a curated record.